CUCCAAAACAUUGCGGUAUAUACAUUAAAGUGAUAAAAUAUACAAGAGUACCAAACUAGCUCUCAAAGUAUGAUCCCUUACCCAACCGUCCGAGACGCGUCCGUAGCUUUAGGACGGAACCUGACUUGGUUCGAGACUGUUUGGUUUGAUUACUCAGCCACCAAAUCUGAUUUCCAUGUUUACUGCCACACCAUUUUAGUACUCUUCCUCGUCUUCUCUCUCGCUCCUCUUCCUUUUGUGUUUGUUGAAUUGACUGGCUGGUUUGAGCGGUUCAAGAUUCAGCCUAAGAUGAAGUAUUCAUUGUCUGAUAUGUUUCGGUGUUAUAAAGAUGUCAUGAAGCUGUUCCUUCUUGUAGUCGGCACGUUGCAAUUCGUUACUUAUCCUUCCAUCCAGCUGGUUGGGAUUCGAAGUGGGUUGCCAUUACCAUCGUUAAUGGAGACUGUAGCACAAUUAGUGGUUUACUUCUUGAUAGAAGAUUACACUAACUACUGGAUCCAUAGAUGGUUGCAUUGCAAAUGGGGUUAUGAGAUGAUACAUCGAGUUCACCACGAGUACACUUCUCCAAUCGGAUAUGCAUCACCUUAUGCACAUUGGGCCGAGGUCUUGCUUCUUGGUAUUCCGACGUUUCUUGGACCGGCGAUUGCACCUGGCCACAUUAUGACCUUUUGGUUGUGGAUAACUUUACGUCAAAUGGAGGCUAUAGAAACUCACAGCGGAUAUGAUUUUCCAUGGGCUCUGACAAAACUUGUUCCGUUCUACGGUGGAGCUGAGUAUCAUGAUUAUCAUCACUACGUUGGAGGACAAAGCCAGAGUAACUUUGCUUCGGUUUUCACUUAUUGCGACUAUAUCUAUGGGACCGACAGAGGUUAUCGAGUCCAUAAGAAGCUUCUUCAGCAGAUUACGGAGGAAGCUGAGCAGAAGGGAGGAACGAAAGACGAUUAGUAACAAAUCAGAAGAGGGUCGAAAGUAUCAAUCCAUUGAUAAGAUUAAAUAAUUGUAUAUGAUCCUAUAUAUAUAUAUAUAUAUAUGUUAACUAGAAGUGGAUUGCUUGUGUUAAUAAUUUUCCACAAUUAAAAAUAUGUAUGUUUUUUAUUAUUAUUUAAAAUAUGUAUGGUGUUAACUAGCUAUAGUUACGUAUGAGAUUACGUGGGGAAUAUUAUUCGAAUAAAAACAAUUUAUUCUUCC
This is a messenger RNA of Raphanus sativus (radish), 1185 nucleotides long. Its product is annotated as methylsterol monooxygenase 1-3. Lineage: Eukaryota; Viridiplantae; Streptophyta; Magnoliopsida; Brassicales; Brassicaceae. Gene Ontology annotation, biological process: sterol biosynthetic process. Gene Ontology annotation, molecular function: C-4 methylsterol oxidase activity; iron ion binding. The transcript is spliced from 5 exons. Bases 70 to 942 code for a protein of 290 amino acids. The record is from RefSeq and is a predicted model, not a curated record.